Messenger RNA from Manis pentadactyla (Chinese pangolin), 6793 nucleotides. RefSeq names its product immunoglobulin superfamily member 10-like. Gene Ontology annotation, cellular component: extracellular region. The record is from RefSeq and is a predicted model, not a curated record. Lineage: Eukaryota; Metazoa; Chordata; Mammalia; Pholidota; Manidae. Bases 451 to 2997 code for a protein of 848 amino acids. The transcript has 4 exons.
CUGUGAUUGCCACUUAAAAUGGUUGUCUGACUGGAUACAGGAGAAGCCAGGAAUAUAUUCGAAAGGCCCAGAAUAGUUGGAGGAAAAGCAGCAAGUUUUACUGUUCCAGCUAACUCAGAUGCCUUUCUUCCUUGUGAGGCUGUUGGGACUCCCCUCCCCACCAUCCACUGGACCAGAGUCUCAUCAGGACUUGAUUUGUCUAAAAGGAAAGAGAACAGCAGGUUCCAGGUGCUCCCCAAUGGCACCCUGGCCAUACAGGAGGUGGACAUUCAGGACCGUGGACAGUACCUGUGCUCUGCUUCCAAUCCCCUGGGCACAGACCACCUUCACGUCACCUUGUCUGUGGUUUCCUAUCCUCCCAGGAUCCUGGAGAGACGUAACAAAGAGAUCACAGUCCAUUCUGGAGGCACUGUAGAAUUGAAGUGCAGUGCUGAAGGUAGUCCAAGCCCUAUGAUUUACUGGAUUCUCGCAAACCAAACAGUGGUCUCAGAAUCCUCUGAGGGGAAAAGGCAGGCCCUAGUGAAAUCUGACGGAACGCUGGUCAUCCACAGUCUCAGCAUCUAUGACAGGGGCUUUUACAAAUGCAUGGCCAACAACUCAGCUGGCCAGGACUCACUGCUGGUUAGACUUCAAGUCAUUGCAGCCCCACCUGUCAUUCUAGAGCAAAAGAGGCAAGUCAUUGCAGGGAUGUGGGGUGAAAGUUUGAAACUGCCUUGUACUGCAAAAGGAACUCCUCAGCCUAGUGUCCACUGGGUCCUCACUGAUGGCACCAAAGUGACACCAUUACAGUUGAUCAAUUCCAAGUUGUUCUUAUUUUCAAAUGGGACACUGCAUGUAAGAAAUGUAGCUUCUUCAGACAGAGGCACUUAUGAAUGUAUUGCUACCAGCUCCACUGGCUCAGAGAGAAGGGUGGUAAUUCUUACAGUAGAAGAGCAAGAGACCAUCCCCAGGAUAGAAUCUGCAUCCCAGAAGUGGACUGAGGUGAAUUUUGGGGACAAAUUACUACUGAACUGCUCAGCCAUUGGGGAACCCAAGCCCAAAAUAAUCUGGAGGUUACCAUCCAAGGCUGUCGUCGACCAGUGGCACAGAAUGGGCAGCCGGAUCCAUGUCUACCCAAACGGAUCCCUGUUUAUUGGAUCAAUAACAGAAAAAGAUGGUGGUGACUACUUGUGUGUGGCAAGAAACAAGCUGGGAGAUGAUCUGAUACUGAUGCAUGUCAGUCUAAGACUGAAACCUGCCAAAAUUGACCAUAAGCAACAUUUUAAAAAGCAAGUGUUUCAUGGAAAAGAUUUCCAAGUUGAUUGCAAGGCUUCUGGCUCACCAAUACCUGAGAUAUCCUGGAGUUUGCCUGAUGGAACAAUGAUAAACAAUGCAAUGCAAGCAGAUGACAGUGGCCACAGGACCAGGAGGUAUACCCUUUUUGACAACGGAACCCUAUACUUCAACAAAGUCGGGAUAGCAGAGGAAGGAGAUUAUACUUGCUAUGCCCAGAACACUCUAGGGAAGGAUGAAAUGAAGGUCCACCUAACGGUAGUAACAGCUGCCCCACGGAUCAGGCAGGGUUACAAGACCAACUCAAGAAUCAAGGCUGGAGACACAGCAGUCCUUGACUGUGAGGUCAUUGGCGAACCCAGACCAAAAAUAUUUUGGCUGCUGCCUUCCAGGGACAUGAUUUCAUUCUCUAAGGAUAGGUACACUUUUCAUGCCAAUGGGUCUUUGUCCAUCAGCAAAGUGAAACUGCUCGAUUCCGGAGAGUACGUGUGCGUGGCCCGGAAUCCCAGUGGGGAUGACACAAAAAUGUACAAACUGGACAUUGUCUCCCAACCUCCAUUAAUCAAUGGUCUAUAUACAAACAAAACGGUCAUUAAAGCCACCGCUGUGAGGCAUUCCAAAAGACUCUUUGACUGCCGAGCUGAGGGAUCGCCGUCUCCCCAAAUCAUGUGGAUCAUGCCAGACAAUAUUUUCCUCACAGCCCCAUACUACGGAAGCAGAAUCACGGUCUAUGGGAAUGGAACCUUGGAAAUUAGGAAUGUGAGGCUUUCAGAUUCAGCCGAUUUUAUCUGUGUGGCUCGGAAUGAAGGAGGAGAGAGCAUGCUGGUGGUACAGUUAGAAGUGCUGGAAAUGCUGAGAAGACCAACAUUCAGAUAUCCAUUCAAUGAAAAAGUAGUUGCCCAGAUUGGAAAGCCCACAGUACUGAAUUGCUCUGUGGAUGGAAAUCCGCCACCUGAAAUGAUCUGGAUUUUGCCAAAUGGCACACAAUUUCCCAAUGAACCACAAAAUUCUCAGUACUUGAUAGCAAGCAAUGGUUCUUUUAUCAUUUACAAAACAACUCGGGGUGACGCAGGAAAGUAUCGGUGUGCUGCCAGAAAUAAAGUUGGCUAUAUUGAGAAACUAAUUGUACUAGGAAUUGGCCAGAAGCCAGUUAUUCUUACUUAUGCAGUAGGAAUAGUUUACUGUAUCAGUGGAGACUCUCUUUCACUGCACUGUGUGUCUGAUGGAAGCCCUAAGCCAAAUAUCAAAUGGACUGUACCUAGUGGUUAUGUAAUAGAUAGGCCCCAAAGUAAUGGAAAAUAUACAUUGCAUGAAAAUGGCACCUUAGUCAUCAAAGAAGCAACAGCUUAUGACAGGGGAAACUACAUUUGUAAGGCUCAAAAUAGUGUUGGCCAUGCACUGAUUACUGUGCCAGUAAUGGUUGUAGCCUACCCUCCCCGUAUUACAAAUCGCCCACCCAGGAGCAUCCUCACAAGAACAGGAGCAGUCGUUCAGCUCCAGUGUGUGGCCCUGGGAGUCCCCAAGCCAGAAAUCACAUGGGAGAUGCCUGACCACUCCCUGCUGUCAAGGGCAUAUAAAGGGAGGGCCCAUGGAAUUGAGCCUCCGCACCCACAAGGUACCCUAGUCAUUCAGAAUCCACAAACCUCAGAUUCUGGAGUGUACAAAUGCACAGCAAAGAAUCCGCUGGGUAGUGAUUAUGCAACAACUCAUAUUCAAGUAAUCUGACAUGAAAUAAAAUUAGUUGAACAAAGCCAACAUCUGGACAGAGUUUAUUUUUUGGAAGAAGUUUAAUCAAAGGCAGCCAUAGGCAUGUAAAUGAAUGAGUACAUUUACAAUAUUAAAUUUAUAAUGGACAUGCAAAAAAAAAAGAUUUGUAAAUAAUGCAUUAUGAACUGAUACUGAUUUCUUUAAUGGAUCUCAAAACAAACUUUUAACUUAAGGCACUUUUAUUUUGCCAAGAGAUAACAAUGUACAUCAAAAGAACUUUCCACCAUAAAGUAAGAAAUGGUCAAUGUACCUGAAUUCUUCAUUAAAGAAUGGACUUUUUUCUUUCACUACCAGUUGCCUAGUGUCCACCUUCUAUCAAAGUUACAAGCAUGGCACUAAGAACAGAGACAAUGGAAAGUAUUAAAUUUGCAGUCUCGAUGUAAAUUUAUCAUUUUGAUGUAUAAAUAUUUGUGUGGUUGGUUUUUAAGUAUUUUAUUAAACCCUAGAGAAAGUAAGAGCUGAACUGUUUUGAUCAUGAGUCACAUUUUGUGCAUACUGAGCAUUGUCAUUGAUGGGGAAUACAAAAAUGUCUUAGUAACUGCAUUUAAAAAUAAAUGCAGGCUAACUUUUCCAUAUGUAAAAAAAAAAUGAACAACUGCACAUACUAAAAUGUGAAAAGGGGUUGAUUAUACCUUUGUCCAAAUAAACCAAUUAAAAAGGUUUAAAAAGACAAUGAAACUUCUUUAAAACUUCAAAAUCUAGCUCAGUUAAGCCUGGUUUGGAGCUGUUUUGUAAGAAAAAUUUUCCAAGGAGGAACCAUUGCUUUAUGAACAUUUUAUUUCAUUAAGUGGUAAUCCUUUAUGGGACUGGAAAAUGUUUGGGAAAAUCCAGAUAAUGCACAUAAUGAAGUUUCAUUGUACUUAAAAUUUGAUCAACCCUACACAAAAUGCUUUUUGUAAUUCACUCUAUUUAUUUAUAUUGCAUGCUUAAUUCAACCUGCAUCAAUUUGGGGGACACUAAGAUUCAUUCUUUCUAAUUCUAGAGGCUGGGAUUUCCCAGCGAAAUUUCUCCAACAUCUUUUCAAUUAUUUACCUGUUAUAUAAGGAUUAUAUAGGAGCCUUAGUAAGUGAGAAAGAAAAAGAAAAGGCCCUUGGGUCUUGCUCAGAUAUCAGCACAUAAAACUGAGAGCCAUAUUAGCCCCUGCCGAUCACUUGAGACCGAGGGAGCUCACUACAUCGUGUUUUCAGUGCACCAACUUUCAGCAGGCACCACUUUAAGAGAUGACCCAACUGCUGCGGUCUCUGAUGUUGGUGCCCUGGGGCCACAAGAGGCCAAAGGACACUCAUCCUCACAGUGAUGCCCUACUUCCGGGCCAAGAGGAGUAAAUCAAAUGACAAAUGCAGCCCUACUAGAAAGGAGCCUGCAGGGUAAAGAGGUAUCCCUAAGGGCUUCUUAGUCCAACUGCAUUGGAGUCCAGAGUCUUAAGGGGAAAGGGGGUCUCCAUCUGAUCUUAAUUUCCUCUGUACCUGGCCAAGUAAACUGCCAGGUUCUGCCAAAGGCUAGGGCUUUCCCUUGUGAUCAUUUUAAUGCAAAUUAAUGCAUCAGCUAGAAAAGAAAAAUGAGACCUCUCAGGAUAAAGGACUGAGUGGGAGGAAACAUGGUUAAGACUAGAUUAAAAUUUCCAAUUGCUCUAUAACGCGCAGGGGAAAACCAGUCCCAGGUUUUCCCUCAACUUUCCAUAGACUCUUUAUAUUAUAGGGCCUUACCAUGACUUAGCUUCCUCACCUAAGAAAAAAGAGGAAACAACAACAAAAAAGGUAUACCCACAGCUUUCAUGUGCAAAGUGAUUAAUAAAUUAAUUCCACUAACUUCUGCAAAAUAUAAAGUGCAUACAAAUGCUAUGCAAUUAUAACACUCAUUCUUGAAACAGUAUUACUGCUGUUUGCAAUAUUGAACUAUAAAAAUAUAUGGUUCAAACUAAAAACUGGCAUUUUAAAUACCAUUAAUUCUUGAAAGGAAAGAAAACAAUCAGGACAGAACAUGACUUACUCACUAGGCACAACAUUCACAUUUCGGUCAUUUUGCCAAGGCAGUCAUUACAUGGAUAUAUUAUUUUGAAGAAAAAUAACUUCAUGAACUCUAGGUAUGGUUCUUGAAAGGAAAAAAAUACAAAAAACCCUGAUAUACAAAAUCAGCUGAAAUGUAAAGAUUUGUCUUCUGAAAGCAGAUAGAAUUUGUUAAUUUAGUGAAAAGAAAUGGUCUUUAAUGUUUUGGCAAAGUCUUUCCCAGCCCCGAGUAAACACGAAAUGAGCAGGCUGGAAUGAAAGAGUUUCACAGUGUACAAAGCAGUUCACAUGGAUGCUGCCACAGGAAAGUAAGCAGACAUGGAUUUCAGGUCAUUUGCAUUGAGUCAAACUUUGCAAUGAGUAACUCACCUAGGAAGAUAUAAAUUAUUUAUAUAAUGACUUGAAAAAGAAAUCUAAAGUCAUACCAGCUACAUUUUUUUAAAAAGUAGUUCUACGUGGUUUGCUCAUUACAAACAAAUCUAUUCACAGUAUGCUUGACUACAUUACAUGUAAAAUCAUAUGGCAGAAGAAAAAAUGAAUUAACACAGAACAUGGGAAAAUAUCCCCCACAUGUUUUAAAAUGCCCUGCAAAUUUCACAUUCAAAAUUUUAUGCAUCUAAAUCUAAAAAAAUAUUAUAUGGAAUACUCUUAAGUUACACAAACUGAUAAUAAUUUACUGUUUUUUACUCUAAUAGGAGCAAAUUACCACAUACUGAACAAAGUUAAAAUAGUUACUAUUUCUUUAUAAUAAAUUUGAUGUAUAAUUUACUUUACUUGUGCUUUUUGCACCAAUUUAUAAAUACAGUAUAUGCAAUACACAACUGAGACUGACACUGUUAAUAAUUAAAUUCAAAAUAGCAAAUACUUACCAUAGAAAAUAAACAGCAAAUACAUCUUUUAUGAAAACCAGAACCUUCUGGACUUAAGGGGCCAGAUUCUCUGGAAACCAUGUUAAAUUUGAGCACUGUGGAAUCUCAGGCCAGCUGUGAGAUUUUUUUUUUUUUCUCAAGUUAGCACAGGGUUCAGGAGAACAAAACUGGACAGGCAUUUUUGCCAAAUCUGGCAAUGAAUAAUUGUAACAAUUCCACUGUGGUUCAUUUGGGCCUUUAGAAUUUACAUGUUGUACCUUCACAAAGACUCUGGUGAAUGAUCUUGCCACUACUGGCAAGUACAUUGAUCAGUACAGCAACUCCUAGAAGGCUUCCAUGUAUCUUAGCGUGGUUCCCCUAGAAGCCUUGGUGGAAGUUCUUGGUCUAAGAAGUUAAAGUCCUUAUUAGCAACAAUCUGUUUCAGCACCUUUUGACCACAACGAAAGCAAAGAAAAAUCCUACAUAAAUAAGAACAAAGUUUAUAAAGUGCUUAUGAAAUUACAGAUAUUUCAAAUUAGAGCAAUGCAAAUAAAUGUCCAUGUUACCAUCAAAGGUGAAUGCGGAAUAAAGGGGUCACUUUCCUGUCAAGAUCUGACAUGCCUUUUGAAUCAGUAGUUUGGUCCGGCACAGUUUGCCAAAAAAAAAAGAAAAAGAAAAACACCCACACACUUCAUCAUGAAUGAAUACAUAAAUAUUUUAAAUCUAUCAUAAUUCAUUCUUUCUGUAACAAUGAGAUUCCAAAAAAAAAAGCACCAAUUUUCAAAAGGUCUGCUACUAAACUCUUCCUGGAGUAGGCCUGCCUGAACCACACUUUUAAACCUAUUUCGAAGUUGAAUGCAACAACCAAAACACCAAACCACACCUCCUCCUUUGCUUUUU